UUAAAUUCUCCAGAUCCACUAAAUCAGUGUGUUUUUCUGCAGUGUAUUGUGAGAUCACGGGUUGAGAAGAUGAACGCUCGAGUGUGCUGCUCGUUGAUCGCUGUCUUGUUGUGUCUCUCUGUGUGCUUGAGCACAAAAGAUGCCCAAAAAUGUGCCAUAGAAAAGCCAGGAUCUUGUCCUAAACCCACUGGAGUAGGACUAUGUGCUGAGAUGUGUUCUGGUGACGGUAGCUGUCCAAACAACCAGAAAUGCUGCAGCAAUGGAUGUGGACAUCAGUGUAUGGAUCCAUAUCAAGCAGUAAAGCCAGGAUCCUGUCCAAAACCUGUUGGAGCCGGACUGUGUGUUGAGAAGUGUUCUGGUGACGGUAGCUGUCCAAACAAUCAGAAAUGCUGCAGCAAUGGAUGUGGACAUCAGUGUAUGGCUCCAUGUACUGGUGGUAUGUUGUGUUAG
Carassius auratus (goldfish) is the source of this 450-nucleotide messenger RNA. Its product is annotated as WAP four-disulfide core domain protein 18-like. The transcript has 3 exons. Gene Ontology annotation, molecular function: serine-type endopeptidase inhibitor activity. Gene Ontology annotation, biological process: innate immune response; antibacterial humoral response. Gene Ontology annotation, cellular component: extracellular region. Lineage: Eukaryota; Metazoa; Chordata; Actinopteri; Cypriniformes; Cyprinidae. The record is from RefSeq and is a predicted model, not a curated record. Bases 70 to 450 code for a protein of 126 amino acids.